AUGCAACAUGUAACAUUUGUUCAUGUUCCCCAGGCUGGAUUUCUGCUCUUCUCCAUCUUGGCGGUUUUGUCUACCGUCCACGCGGCACCCUCCUGUACGUGCCCCUGUACGUGUGAGGAAAAGGCCCCCUCCACCCAGCAUCAGUACACUGUCCAAAUCAACGAGGAAGGAACGAUUUUCAACCAAGUGACUGACGUAGACCGAGAGAAUCAGAUCGUCGUGUUCCACGUGCCUCAGCACAACAUCGUGACUGCCAAUCAGUUCAUGCUGGACUACAACACGGGUCUGGCGAUGACCCUCUUCCCGGACCUGAACGUCUGUUUCCUGUCCCACAUGCCUGACGAUAUGCUGACUAUCGACAAGCUGGAGGAAGGGUUGAGCGAGAUGGCGAAUCCACAAGCACGGAGCACCAUCAUCAAGAAGAAGAAGGAGGAGACCUACCAGCGCGCCGCCGCGCAGCCUGUGAAGGACCGCUCCAUGCUGGGGGACCAGAUGGCCCAGAUGUGCAUGAAGUAUCCUGUCUACACUACGGAGGUGGUUCCUGAGGCAUCCAUCGAGCAGGACGGAGGGAACAAAACUGCUCGCACUCUGACCCUGUCUUGUCCACCAACGACAUGGAUGUACAGAUGUGAACGUGAGACCAACACCUGCGUCUACGUCUACAACUGUAACAACAAUGGUAACCCAUUUCAGCAACCAACCUAUUAUGACUGCACCCGGCGCCAUGACUUCACAGGCAUUGGCUGGGAGUGCACCCCUUAUUGCCCUUGAGAAAUUUAAGAUAAAAAUAUCUGGCAGGCUGUCAGAAAAUUUUUGUCUUAGCUGGCAAAUUGGUUCUUACAAUCCUUUGUGUUUGACGUUUUAAGCCUUUGUGCAAAACACGUAAAACGUGUCAUUGCGUGUGUGCUAAUGUAGAUUUCCAUUGAUAAACUAAACUCAACUUGUUUUCUAAAUGCUUUCUCAUUUGAAUGAGACAAAAUGAGAUAUGUUUACACAAGGUAGCUGUCCUACUGUGUGAAUUAGAUUCGGUUUGAUUUGUGCACAACUUCAUUUUACAUUGUCGAGGUCAAUCUCGCCUGUGGUUCCAUUCAACAUUUGAAUAAAGUUUGUCAAAGCACUUA
Molecule: messenger RNA, 1121 nt
Organism: Branchiostoma floridae (Florida lancelet)
Lineage: Eukaryota; Metazoa; Chordata; Leptocardii; Amphioxiformes; Branchiostomatidae
Exons: 5
Coding region: 1-771 (256 amino acids)
Source: RefSeq, a predicted model, not a curated record